This is a messenger RNA of Camelina sativa (false flax), 453 nucleotides long. RefSeq lists its product as uncharacterized. Lineage: Eukaryota; Viridiplantae; Streptophyta; Magnoliopsida; Brassicales; Brassicaceae. The record is from RefSeq and is a predicted model, not a curated record.
AUGAUACUCGGCCCACCAGAGGAUUGUGCUGACUCCGUUCGAGCAUUAAAGAAAAGGGCGCGCCAAGUAUGCAGUCUUCAGGCAGCUUCGAACGAACCUCCGCUCUGCAGAGACCCCAUAUCAUUCACACCAGAGGACGCCAAAGGAAUCCAACACCCUCAUCCGGAUCCCUUGGUCAUCAAAGUAGCUAUGGGCGAGUUCGACGUCGAAAGAGUCCUGGUCGAUACUGGAAGCACCGUCAAUGUAUUAUUCUGGCAAACGCUAGAAAAAAUGGGGGUCACACCAGAACAGGUGAAACCCGAGACUCGGACAUUAACCGGCUAUGAUGGGAUCACUAAAAUGUCGAUGGGCGAUGUGAAACUACAAGUGCAAGCUGGCGGAGUGACCCGAAAGACUAAGUUCGUGGUCAUCGAUGCGCCCCCAAUUUACAACGCUAUUCUAGGGGCACCAUGA